AUGAAGUUCGCGUACGAGUUUAGCCACCUCUGUGGCACCGUGUACACGCAAGGCAAUGUCGUCUUCACGCCCGACGGCAAUGCGCUCUUGAGUCCCGUCGGCAACCGCAUCACCAUGUUCGACCUCAUCAACAACUCGUCGCGCACCUUUGCGUUCGAGAGUCGGUCCAACGUGCAUGCCAUGGCCGUCUCGCACGACUCGCGCCUCUUGAUUGCGGUCGACGAAGAUGGCCACUCGCUGCUCGUGAACCUCAAGAAGGGCAUUGUCUUGUACCGCUUCAACUUCAAGGCGCCCGUCCGCGCGCUACGCUUUAGCCCGGACGACAAGUUCAUUGCGGUCACCCAUGGCGCCAAGAUCCAGGUGUGGAAGGCGCCAGGUCUCAAGCGCGAGUUUGCGCCCUUCGUGCACCACCGUACGUACGGCGGCCACCACGGCGACGUGCUAUCGGUCGAGUGGUCGCCCGACUCCAAGUUCUUCCUCUCGACGGCUAAGGACCUCUCGGUGCGUCUCUGGUCGAUCACGCCGUACCCGACGUUCACGCCCUACUCGUUUGUCGGCCAUCGCGACGUGGUCAUGGGUGCCUUCUUCUCCGAGGAUGGCUCGAGCGUCUACACGAUCGGCCGCGACGGCGGCGCGUACCGCUGGGAACACAACUACGACGACAUGGACGACGAUUUGGACGACGACGACGAGACGCCGAUCCUCGCCCGCGGCGUCAAGUGGUCGACCAAGCACAAGCACGUCUUCAAGAUGGAGUACGCCAAGAUCGACUGCGUCGCGUUCCACGCGGCGUCGAGCCUCCUCACGGUCGGGUUUGGCAACGGCACGUUUGGCCUCUACUCACUGCCCGACUUUGCCGACAUCCACACACUCAGCGUGACGCAGCACCGACUGAGCUCGGUCGCGAUCAACGCGUCGGGUGAGUGGCUCGCGCUCGCGUCGCAGACGCUCGGCCAGCUCCUCGUGUGGGAGUGGAAGUCGGAGACGUAUGUGCUCAAGCAGCAAGGCCACUUUUUCGACUUGAACGCGCUCGCGUACUCACCGGACGGCCGGCUCCUCGCCACCGGCGCCGACGACGCCAAGCUCAAGCUCUGGGACACGACGUCGGGCUUUUGCUACGUGACGUUCCACGAGCACCAAGCCCCGGUGACGGGUGUCGCGUUCACCGCCAACGGCCAAGCGGUCGUGAGCUGCUCGCUCGACGGCACGGUGCGCGCGUUCGAUCUGAACCGGUACAAGAACUUCCGGGUGCUCACAACGCCCAACCGGUGCA
Saprolegnia parasitica CBS 223.65 is the source of this 1273-nucleotide messenger RNA. RefSeq lists its product as hypothetical. The annotation marks the transcript as partial. Gene Ontology annotation, molecular function: protein binding. Gene Ontology annotation, biological process: ribosomal small subunit assembly; maturation of SSU-rRNA from tricistronic rRNA transcript (SSU-rRNA, 5.8S rRNA, LSU-rRNA). The transcript is spliced from 4 exons. Gene Ontology annotation, cellular component: small-subunit processome; Pwp2p-containing subcomplex of 90S preribosome. NCBI's taxonomy places the organism in Eukaryota, Oomycota, Saprolegniomycetes, Saprolegniales, Saprolegniaceae. The record is from RefSeq and is a predicted model, not a curated record.